UGUGUGUGUGUGCGCGCUGAGCUGAGCUGCGCUGAGCUCAGUGAGCGCCGGAGAUCUGCAGUGUGCGCUGCUCUGUGCCGGAGCAGAGGACGCGCGACACUUUGCUUGGCGGGUGGAUUUGAUCACGGUCUCGAGGAAGAGUCGCUUCUCCCUGCGCUGCUGUUGGAUUGUACUCUGCGGUAGACCUGCAGGUGGUGAAUCCUCGACCAGCUCGGACAUGGCCAAGAUAAGAAUGGAGAGCGUUGUACGGAGUUGGAUGUUGACACUUGUAGUGCUGUGUAAUCUAACAAAGGCGAGUAUGGAGGUCAACGAAACCCAACACCAGCAUCCAACCAACGUCUACCACGACAUUGGAGUAACCAGGAACAAGAUCGUAACUGCACAGUUCGAGUGCUAUCAAAAAAUAAUGCAGGAUAACAUCCACGACACACAGGAGCCCAUGUGUAACCGUACCUGGGAUGGCUGGCUGUGCUGGGACGACACUCAGGCCGGAAUUAUCUCAGAGCAGCCCUGCCCGGACUACUUCCAGGACUUUGAUCCCUCUGAGAUGGUUUCAAAGAUCUGCACUGACAACGGCCAUUGGUUCCUGCAUCCUAAGAGCAAUCGGACAUGGACCAACUACACCCGCUGCAAUGAACACACCAAUGAAGUUAGAGUGACUGCGAUGAAUCAUUUCUACUUAGCCCUCAUUGGACAUGGACUGUCACUGACGUCGCUCUUCAUCUCCCUGGCAAUAUUCUUCCACUUCAAGAGUUUAAGUUGCCAAAGGAUCACCCUUCACAAAAACCUCUUCUUCUCCUUUGUUCUCAACUCUGUGAUCACCAUCAUUUUGUUGACUGCAGUGGCAAACAACCAGGAGCUGGUACAGAGGAAUCCAACGAGCUGUAAAGUGUCCCAAUUCAUUCAUCUCUACCUGUUUGGCUGCAACUACUUCUGGAUGCUGUGUGAGGGAAUUUACCUGCACACUCUCAUCGUGGUGGCCGUGUUUGCCGAGAAGCAGCACCUCAUGUGGUACUAUCUUCUUGGCUGGGGCUUUCCUCUCAUUCCCGCAACCAUACACGCCGUCGCUCGAAGUUACUACUACAAUGACAGCUGUUGGAUCAGCUCCAAAACGUCACUUCUCUACAUCAUCCAUGGUCCAAUCUGUGCUGCUCUUUUGGUGAACUUGUUUUUUCUGCUCAACAUCGUGCGAGUGCUCAUCACCAAACUGAAGGUGACCCAUCAGGCCGAGUCGAGUCUCUACAUGAAAGCAGUGAGAGCCACGCUUAUUCUGGUGCCACUGCUGGGGAUUCAGUACGUGCUGCUUCCCUACAAGCCGGAGGGACGCGUCUCCUCUGAAAUAUACGACUACAUCAUGCACAUACUCAUGCAUUACCAGGGUCUGCUGGUGGCCACGAUCUUCUGCUUUUUCAAUGGAGAAGUCCAGGCAGUUCUGAGGAGAUACUGGAACCAAUAUCAGAUCCAGUUUGGAAGCAGCGUAGGAAACCACUCCGACGCCCUGCGCUCGGCCUCCUACACAGCGUCCUCCAUCACGGAGGUGCAGGGCUGCUACAGCAUCGACGGCCACACAGAACACAUGAACGGCAAGGGCUGCCACGACGCAGACGCCUCCAUCUUAAAAUCAGACAGUCCCUUCGCCUGACAGCAGCACACUGCUCAAACUCUGCCCAUCCUAUCCCACCCAUGAAAAAAAUGCUUUGAGCAACCACCGGGGGAAAUUCGCCUCUACCUAUAAGACACAAUGUCAAAAAGAAACGAGAGAGGAAAAUGUCUACAAAGCCAGACUCUCACCCAACUCAAGGAAACGGUCACCUCUCGGUCACUCUGCCCUUUAACUGUACUGGGAGGUGAGCUCUGUACAGCUAACCCUGCACUGUCUUUUGUCUACAACUGAUCUGUUUCACUUGGACUAAGAUGAUCACAAUUUUGUCACGGCCUGUCUUUGUGUGACAGAAUUGAAAUGGAUGGAGUGUUUUUUUUGGAUUCAUUACACUGUUAAUUGUUUUUUUUUCUUUUUUUAUAUGACAUGGUUUAGUGCCAAACCAAGAAAUCCUGCCUGGCUCUUUUUUCUUUUUUCAAUUAUUGUUACAGAAAAAUGAGACAGGUGCAUAAUAAUAUAUAAAUGCUAUAUUCUAUCUAUCACAUGUUCAAGUUAAUUUAUCUAGAUGUAUCCUUGUCGACUGAGUAAAAAAAUAGAAUCAAUACCACACAGUAUUUAUUUAAGUCACCACAUCAAGUUGAGCUUAAUUCUCUCAAAAAAAAAUCUGUGGAUUAAAUAUCAUUAUGUGAGUGUUGCAGGCUUGAUAUAGACUUUCAAUUUAGCAUUUAUGUGUUUGUUAGUGUUUGUUUGUUCACGUGCAGUUAAUGGUAUGAAUCACGCCAUUAGCACGCAUGCUUCAUUUGUAGAGAUUUAGACAUUUCAUAAUGCUAACUUUUUUCAGCGCGUUUACUGUAAGUGAUCCUUCUUGACGUGUGUAUUCUUAGUAAAAAACCACAUGGUCGGUCGUAAUGGAGCUUGUCAGCACAAUAGCAUCACCUCACCGAGAAGCCAUCUUGAAGUCACAUGUACUUCGAUAUCUACUCAUUAUACUUGAAUGUAACCGUUUUAAAGACCUGGCUCUGCUGAACAUAAACACAUCACAUUCCUAUACACGACUGUCUUUAGCCUUAUUCUUCUUAUUCUUCUCAAACGAUGGAGAUAGAACGGAAAUGUAAGUAUGAACGGGGGAUUCAGGCCAAAAACAGCACAGUGUCAACAAAGUAGCAUUAAGACAGUGACCGAGAUGCACACUGAAACGGAGGAAGUUAAAUGGUACUCAGCCAUGAUUCUUUUUAACCGUGAACGGUCAAGAUGGCUGUCCUUUUUUAUGAUUACUUUUCCGAUUUUAUAUCCUGAUAUCCAUGACAAAAAAAUUACUUUUAAGGUGUAGGUAGCCCUCAAAAUGCUGAAAUAAACAAUCAAUUAAUUCUGUUUUGCAUGGAAUGCUUGACUGGCGUACCAGUCAGUCACUAAAGCCUCUUUCCCACUCAACUUAGCGGGUACACCUGAGACUUUUAAACCAGUUUGAAGCUGUUAAAGAACAGUUAACACAAUUUCCUGUGCCAGUACAGAUACUAAGUGCAGUCUCAACUUACAAGAAGUAAGCAUCUCUGGCAAGAAUAGAGCAGAGCAAAGAAGGAAUUAGCUUGUCCACUCGGGUCUUCAAUUCCCGAUCAGAGCUGGAGCCGAGAAAAACCUGCAUGCAUUGCAGAGUCACUCAACACCAGAGUGAAUGCAGUUCAACUACGUUCCCAUAGUGGUGACCAGUGGGAGGACGAUAUCAUCUAUGUGCUCUGGGUCAGGCUUUCAUUUCGACUGGGAACAGUGUCUGUGCCCGAUGGCCGCGUCAGGGAGAUUAGUAGUGUGAUGUUGUACUGGUGCAAACGUGACAUAAAAAAGCAACUCUUGUUUUUUUUCCCUGACCCGUUUGUGGCUGUUGUAUGAGAAAAGACUGCAGGCGUUGAAGAAGCCCCGGUCGCAAGGAAGUGACAUUUUUUUGUUGCCCAAUCAGCAGACUGACGUGGGUGGUCUAGCAAAACCCGCCCGGAUCGUAUGUGCCAUUUUACUCUGGUACUUCAAGGGAAGGCCAAAGAAUACAAUGGUUGGGGCUGGUUAUUUUGGUGCCAUUCCUAAUGGAAAAGUAAAAAAAAAAAAAUAGUUACCGUACCAAAUUGAACCGUUCCACAGCACGUGGGGAACAACCUCGAGAGUUUUAUCAAGAAUGUCAACAGGAAAGCUAUUAAUAGAUUAGAUCGUCCAAUGUGCAGUGAUUUUAUCUUGCAGCAAAAUCAUGUACCAGGAGGUCAGUAAAUUUGGCAGAAGAACUAAAUGAUAUGAUUUUGACUAACACAGACUUGCCUCAUUAUAGGCUUCAGCUAAGGUCUUCUUUUUGCUCCUGAUCUUUCACUGUGUAGCACAACAGAAGUCAAGUACGAAGACAAUGAAAAAUGUGUUGACACACUCUUGAACUUGGUAAUUACAAGACAAACAAACGUGGAAAACUUUCAUUGUACUUGGCAUGGAUAGGGUCAAAUUUAACUUUUUUUCAGUUCUGUAUAAAGUUUUUAUUUUAUACCAGAGAGUCCUCUGGCUCAGUGACCCCUGCUACAAAGCAGUGGCCCCAUUCAAAUGAAUGAAAGCUGCCUUUUUUCACACAGUGCUAAUAUCAGUCGGAAGACAGCCUUACUCCACAGUUUCAUGAUGUGCAAAAAAAUAAACAUAAAAAGGGAACUAAAUAUGCGUCAUAAAGCAUUUACACUGCCCUUUCGCACAACUCAUUUCACCCACUCAAAUACCCAAAGUUUUUUUUUUUAUUUCAGAGAAUCUUUAACACAUCUUGUCCACACUAUGUUGGGAACAUACGUCACUAUCAGCUGAUGUAAAUAACUUUGUAAAUCUAGCAGAACAUGUGCAUGAAUUAUACAGUAUUUAUGAGCAAAAAAUCAUUGUAUACUGCAUUCAAACAUGAAGUGACCAUCUUAUUUGACAGUGAGUGGUGCGCUGAUAAAGAAGUUGUUUGUUCUACUUUUGUGUUUUAAAAAGGGGAGGGGAGGGAAUUGGGCAGGCAUUACGAGCCUAGCGCUUUCAACAACCUUUUUUAUUUGUCCCCGUUUUAUUUGUCAUCAUCAUCAUCACCUUCUUUGCUGUGUUCUGUCAGCUUUCUAUCUUGCCUGUAAUUGAGAGUGAGGAAAGAUAAGUGCAGCCACCUUCUGUGUGUGUUAUUCAUGCCACAAGGUAUAAAUCUGCUUUGAACACUGAAAAAUAUGGCUCAGAAUAACAUAUAUUAUCAUUAUAAGUUACUUUGUGGAAUAUUUUGUCAAUUCGAUUGUCAGAAAACGGUUGAAAAAUGUAAACCUUAAACUGACAACAUCCUCAAAUUUUCAGUUUAUUGUCUUAAAGAGAAAAUAGAUGACAUUAUUUACAUUAUUAAGUGAGAAAAACUAACAAAGUUGUUAUAGUAUAGUAAAUAUAGUAUUUUAGUAGUUGUUUAAAAGUACAUCGAACUGUUGCAGGCCGGAUGAAAACAAAUACGUCCUGUUAAAACCUUUAAAGACCCCUCACUGUUGACAAUUUAUUAUUAGGGAAAGUAUAUAUUAAUUCUCUCAACACUGAACUGUGAUGACAUAAAACAUGUUUUAUAUACAUUAUUUGCAUCUAUGUGAACAUGUUCUUGGAGGCUUAUUUCAAGUAGAGAUUUAGACACAGUAGUCAAAUAAACCUGCACUAUCA
Messenger RNA from Solea solea (common sole), 5269 nucleotides. RefSeq names its product calcitonin receptor-like a (gene calcrla). The coding region runs from base 218 to 1642 and encodes 474 amino acids. Gene Ontology annotation, cellular component: plasma membrane. Lineage: Eukaryota; Metazoa; Chordata; Actinopteri; Pleuronectiformes; Soleidae. The transcript has 13 exons. Gene Ontology annotation, molecular function: calcitonin receptor activity; calcitonin gene-related peptide receptor activity; adrenomedullin receptor activity. The record is from RefSeq and is a predicted model, not a curated record. Gene Ontology annotation, biological process: adenylate cyclase-activating G protein-coupled receptor signaling pathway; cell surface receptor signaling pathway; angiogenesis.